GAUAACACCUGUAAUCUUGGUUUUUAGCUUGAUGUCUCUCAUUUGGCUGACGCUGCUGAUCUCAGCCCAUCUGGCUGAAUGUGUGCCAGAGAAGCCAAAGAGGUCAGCUCUGAACCAGCUGACCAGGACCCUGCUGAAGAACUACGACUGCGGCGUUCGACCUGUUCACAAUUGGACCACUCCUACUACUGUCUACAUAGACCUGACACUACGGUCUGUCCUUGAUGUGGAUGGAAAGACUCAGAGCAUCACUACAAGUAUUUGGUACAGACAGGUCUGGACAGAUGAGUUCCUGGUUUGGGAUCCAGACGAGUUUGAGGGUAUCAAAGCGAUCUCACUGUCAUCUGAAGCUAUCUGGAUACCUGAUGUUAUCAUUAGUGAAUUUGUGGACGAAGGGAAGUCCCCUCCGAUCCCCUACGUUUACGUCAACUCUUCUGGCUCAGUAAAGAACAAACGGCCCAUACAGGCAGUGCUAGCUUGCACUCUCGAGAUGUAUGCCUUCCCAUUUGACAAGCAGAAUUGCAGCCUCACCUUCCGAAGUUUGUUGCACUCAGUGCAAGAAAUAAACUUGGCCCUGUUGAGGAAUGAAAACACCACUGCUAAUGAUAGAAAGCAGUUCAUGAAUGAUGGAGAAUGGGAACUGCUGUCCAUUCCUUCACGCUACCGUCUGAGUCAACAAAACGAAACUGAAUAUGCCUACAUCCAGUUUAACGUGUUGAUUCGCCGGCGCCCCCUGCUGUACGUGGUAGGACUCCUCAUCCCGAGCAUCUUCCUCAUGUUGGUAGAUGUGAUGAGCUUCUACCUGCCUCUGAACAGCGGUACACGCAUCACCUUUAAGAUCAGCAUACUGCUCGGCUACACCGUCUUCAGAGUCAACAUGACAGAUGAACUGCCUGUUACUGCUGUCAGAACUUCACUCAUUGGGGUAUUCUUUGUGGUGUGCAUGGCCCUGCUGAUGCUCAGUCUGAUCAAGUCUAUACUGGUUGUGAAGCUGCUUCACUACAGUGAGAAGGAGGUCAAGGAAAUGUCAGUGUCUGCCUGCCUGUUGGACAAGUACGGCUCAGCUGGUCAUGUCUUUACUGAGAGUGCUUUAACUUCCAUCAAAACCCUCGACCACAUAAACCCAUCUGGAGACUACGAGCUUGAAAACUCACUAGAUGAGGAUCUGCUGUCCCUGAAUGAGAUCCAGGAUACUCCCACUGGGCUGGAGUGGCUCCUCCGAGAGCUGGUUUCCCUCCGUCUAGCUUUUUCCCAGGAGGACAGCGAGUCUUCAGCUCAGAGCGAAUGGCUGGCCCUCUGCUCUAAGCUCGACUGCUUCCUGUUUCGCCUUUAUCUGCUGGUUCUGGGCUUGUAUGCUGGAACGCUGCUGCUGCUCUGGGUCAACUGGAGCUUUGCUUGACUUAACUGCACAUUUAAAAACAGUUCUUGCCUAUGUCCACUGUACUUGCAGAGAUAAAUACUGCACUGUUGCUGUGUAUAGAACAAACCUGAUUUAAAUAAAAAUAUAGGCUACUUCAAGAAGUGCUCAUAUAUAUACAGU
Messenger RNA from Neolamprologus brichardi, 1540 nucleotides. RefSeq names its product 5-hydroxytryptamine (serotonin) receptor 3B (gene htr3b). The record is from RefSeq and is a predicted model, not a curated record. Gene Ontology annotation, molecular function: extracellular ligand-gated monoatomic ion channel activity; transmembrane signaling receptor activity. NCBI's taxonomy places the organism in Eukaryota, Metazoa, Chordata, Actinopteri, Cichliformes, Cichlidae. Gene Ontology annotation, cellular component: postsynaptic membrane. Gene Ontology annotation, biological process: monoatomic ion transmembrane transport.